CGAAAUUCCAGUUUCAUUCGGGACGUCGGGUGAUUCAGACUCGAAUACGAUAGGACGGCGAAGUACGGUGACGGAAGUUUAGUUUACAUUCGUUUCUCUUUCUUCUGGUUCGAUUCAGUCACGCAACAUUACAUUCACAUCAGUGAAGUGAAGUGCAGUGCAUUUCCGUAGAUUGUGUACAAUUGGCUUGAGAAUAGCGAGAAAUAAAAAAAAACAGUGUCUGAUCAUGCGGGACUCUUCGGGUGUUGUUGUUUUUUCGACACACGCCGAACCGGCCUAAAUUUGCGCAAAAUUUUGUGCUGGAAUUACCGUUUUUUUGCCGUUCUCUCGCGCACUCAUACGCUUCUCCACUAGCGAACGAACGAGUGCAAGCUAAGCAAAGUGUGUAGUGAUCGAUGGUGGUGUUGGUGGUAUCGAGCCAGUCACAAGAAGAUAUUACACUUCUGGCUGGAUGGAAAGAAGCGGUGGCAAUCAGAUCGCACACAGAAGGAAAAGUUUGGAUACUGUUUUGCGCUCCGUGAUGCAAACAUAAAUAUUAAAGUUUUAUAUUCAGAGAGAGAGAGAGAAAGAAAGGGGAGGAAUAUUCCAUCAAACCCGGAACAAAGUAGGCUUGGGAUGUUCUAUCGGUAAACAAGUGCUGCUGAUGAGUGAUGUGACCGCGCGAGCCUCAAACCGAAGGUGUUCUGAAUAAGCGAAAAAUUUUCCCACAGUGUGUUGUGUUGGCUGACAGAUUGAGGUUAACUAGUGAAGGUAGGCGGAGAAUCGCCUCGCGAUAUUUGAAGCUGCUCUCCAGAAGAUCGAUUCCGACCGACCGACCGACCGUGUUGUGCCCCGCCGUUGUGGUGUGUGUUCGGAACGAAAUUACCAGUCGUCGUGUCGUGUGUUUCGGGACCGGUUUUCUUAGCGAUCGUGUAAAACCUCGUAAUGUGAUACGUUUUAGCAGUGCACGCCGAAGAAAAUAUAGUAAACAGAAAACGGGAAUCCAACGGGUUAAAAGUCGAUAAUCAUCAUCAUCGACGUUGUCAUCGUCAUCAGUGGUGGUGUUUUUUUUUGUUUUGCUUCUCUUUUUCAAACAACAUUCUAACGUACGGAACGGCGGCGGUGCUGACCCGAAAAGCUGACCUAGCCGGUUGGCACUAGCGCUAAGGCCAGCAGCAACAGCAGCAGCAAGCUAUGCGCCAGUAAAAGCGCAUUACCUACAUCGAAAGCAAAAAAAAAAAUAAAGCAAAAUUACACGGUUGACUUACCUUAUCGUGGCCUGGGCCGUCGUAUUUGGCGUGUUGCGGAACGAACUUCUGGGCAUUUUUUUUCUAGCCGAACGACGUUCAGUUAGAAGGAGUUAGUUUCCGUGCAUUUCACCGGCAUGAAAUUACACGGUUCCGAGUUGGUGCGGUUAUUACGAUACUGAAGUGAAGGCACGCGCUAGGAUUGCCGCUAGGGGCCGGGAAUAAGUGUGUGCACGCGUGUGUUUUGAGUGUUGUGGGGGUGGUGUUUCUAAAAGCGCGAUCCACGAAGAAGUUUAGAAAAAUAAUCCGAAUCGAAUGAAAAUCCAUCGCUGAUGAAAUAAUCAAGUGAGUGUGCUUGCUCAGCAAUCAAGUGAACGGUGAAGAAUUGAUGUGCGCGAAGAAAGUUUUGAAGCAGCUAAUUGAAUGAGCGUGAAAAGCUAAUAGAAACAAGUUGGCUGAUUGGCAGCAUUCCGGAAUCGGUAAAUCAAAUAGCACACAAUCCAAGAACAACGAACGCUGUGUUGUGACGGAGUAAACAAACACAGGCUGUCGGGUGCUUCUCGGUAAACAAGACAGUAUUCUUGAGGCACGGAUCAGCGUAAGCAGUGGGUCUCCGGUAGAUUUUACCAUCGGCAACGGAAUCAAUCAGAUUUUCCCUGGGCGACCCAACAUCCAGAAACCUACGACAAACGAAACUGAGUCUGAAACACAAUGACGACGUGAAAGUUGUAUUCUGGUUCGAGAAUAUGUUUGGGAUAUGUGAUAAAGCUGCCACGGAUCCGGAAUUUUAAUGAGAACCCAGUAAAGCCGAUUACCGCAGCAUUUUCACAGUCAAUUAGAUAGAGUACGCAACACUCACGCACACACACAUCUACAAAACGCAAAACGUUCCGAAGCAAUCGCAACCGAUGACUGCUGGCUUCGAUUAUUAAUGAUAAGUAAUCCCGUUUGGACGCCAUCCAGCAAGCAAACAAACAGCGUGAUAACAAACGCUCGAGUGGCAGCAAUUUUGAAUAGAGUUCACUGCAGUAGCUAAACGCCAUCGGGACCGACGACCACCACAACAGAAUCACAAUUCCGGUAAUACAUCUUCAUCCUGGAGCGCUUCCGGAGUCACCGCCAACAUCGUCGUAGUCAACAGAAACGAUGGAUCCCCAGUGGCACAGGAGAAAACGUCGAAUGGCGGUAGUGCGGCCACUUUGGACACUGGUGCUGCUCGGAGGGCUACUAGUGGCUAAUAUCUCCUGCGAAAAUAGCGAGAAAGAUUUCACUCAACAGUGCAGCAAAUGCAAAUGUGGCUGGAAAAGCGGGAAGCGGUAUGCCGACUGUAGCAAUCAGAGUCUGACCUUUAUACCGGACGACCUUAGCUCAGAACUGCAGGUACUUGAUCUGUCCAACAGUCGUAUCGGCGAAAUCCGAGGCCACGAGCUGAUGCGAGCCCAUCAGCAGAAUCUGCACAAACUUUACAUUAAGAACAGUACAAUCGAAAGUUUACAUCGGGAUGCAUUCCGAAAUCUAACCAUCCUGAUCGAACUGGACCUUUCGAUAAAUCAGCUCAAACGUCUGGAUCCCGGUUUAUUCGACGAUUUGAAAAAGCUUCGUGUCAUCAUGUUGAACCACAAUCUGAUCGAGCGAAUAGAGAACAAUCUGUUUCAGAACUUGAAAUAUUUGACAAAGAUUGAACUGCGAAAUAAUCUUAUCUAUCGCAUUGCGCUGCACAGUUUCAUCAAUGUUCCGGCACUGUCCUUGAUUGAGUUGGACUUCAAUCAGUUGAAAAUACUCCGGAAAGAAACGUUUCUAAAUUUGGACAAACUCACGAGCCUAUCGUUAACCAACAACCCGUGGAACUGCAGCUGCGCUCUGCGAAAUUUCAGUGAAUUUGUGGCAGCCCGUAGUCUGUACCGAUCGCCAACAACGUGUGCCGAGCCACCAUUCCUGGCCGGCAAGGAGUGGAACGAAAUUCAUCUGGAUGAAUUUGCCUGUCGGCCGCAGAUAAUCGAAAAUCGCAUAAUCUAUCCGGUUGAGGGAGAAAACGCUACCUUCGUUUGUAAAGUAACUGGUCUCCCGCUGCCAAAGGUGGACUGGUUGUUCCACAAGCGACCGUUCCCGAAAAAUGAUAAACGACUGAAUGUCGCCUAUGCCGUGAGGACUAAUGGGAAGGAUACGAGCGAAAUACUGGUAUCCGAACUGACAAUCGUUGGUCUGAAACCGUCCGAUCGAGGAUCGUACGUGUGCAAAGCCACGAACACCGGUGGAACCGAUGAAAGUGAACAGUUUUUCGAUCUUAAAAAGGAACCGGCAAAGCAAACACCAAGCCGUACGAACGACAUCCUGUGGAUCGUGCUGUUUGUGGUGCUCGCCAUUCUGGUCAUUCUGAUUCUGACGAUCGUGGUGCUGUGCUGCGUUUGUCGUAAGGCACGCAAGUUCAAGAAAAAUUCUUCCAUUAGCGAAAACGGACUGGUCAAUUCGAAACUGGACAAAUCGACCGAUGGAUCGGUGCUGGACGGUGGUUCGGUAAUCAUGGAAAUGCAGAAAAGUCUCCUGACGGAAGUGAAUCCAGUGGAGAAACCACCACGCCGGGCGGACAUCGAAGCGAACGACAAGGCGGACUACGACGAGGGCCACGAGGUCAAGAAGACACUGCUGGAGGAGACCGGUUUCGCUGCCCAGGAUGAGGAAACAGUUUCGGUGGCCCUGUCCGACACGACACCACGAUCACGCGCCACAUACGUCGAUGAUGGCGGUUACGGUACGGCCAAUUUGCCUCCGGAUCUGCUGGCCUUCCCAAAUACGCGCUUUCCACAAUCACCGUCGAUCCAGAGCUCACUGUCGAACAUUCACGACGGACGGAUAUACGGUAAAUCACCGCUUUCGAGUCCCAUCUAUCAGCACAGUCCCGCAAUGUUGGGUGCCACGGCAAGUGGACAGGUUCCGGUCGGAUUCCGAACGCUACAGCACCCGAAAACGGGUCGAACGAUAGCCAUCGCAGCACAGCGAUCGAAUUCUCCCUUCACGCCGGCGCCUCUGAUUUAUCCCCAGGUCGUGAUGAAGCAGGGUUACGUGACCAUUCCACGGAAACCACGUACCCCCAGUUGGACACCGUCAAUCAAUUCCACGGCAACCACGGUGGAAUUGCUCCCACCGACAAGUCCGACCUCGAUCGGAGAGCUACCGGCUGCAACGGAACCAGUUUACGACAAUCUCGGACUCCGAACGACCGCCUGCGGUAAUUCAACGCUCAAACUGAACAAAACUUUGAGGGCUGCCGGCGGACAGCACGGCAGCGGAAACAGUACGUACAGUAUGAAAAAUCGACCACUUCCAGCAACGCCCGGUGGACAGACGGCAUCGGCGAUGGGAGGAACUCACCCGAUUAGCACCAGUAUGCACAACAGUUCCUCCGGUAGCAACUACGAAUCGAUCCCGGAAAUGGCAGGAGGACAAUCAGCAGCCGGAGGAGGAGGAGGCCGCGAGUCGAUCUAUGGCAGAUCUACGGUCGCCGGCAACAACACAAAUGGCACCAACGGCAGCAGCAGUAGUAGUAGUAGUAGGAGUAAGGUACCUCCGCGACCACCACCGAAGCCUAAAAAGAAACCCAGCUCAGCGGGAAUAAACGGAGGUGUAAGUGCUGGUGCUGGUGGUGGUGGUGGCGCAAUCGGGAUCAGUGCCGGAUCCAGCGGUAGCGGUGGAUUGGUCAGUACGAGUAGUACCAGUCCACUGUUCGAUGACGAAGGUGAGGAUGGAACCGAGGUUUAGAAAACGGUUUCUGCUAGCUCUGAGCCGGGUGGGCGGGAGAUAUGUAAUCAUAAUGACGACGAAUAUAACCGGUCUAAGUAGGACCUGGGGGGAAGAACCGGUAGUGUGAGUAGCUUUUGAAAGGAAAUUCUUAUAUAUUAAUAUAUAUAUUCGACAUAGUAUAUUCGAUGAAAUAGGUAAUAGUUAUUUUUUCUACUCUAUUUGAAAGUGAAUUGUGAUUGCAAGUGAUGAGUACAGGAGCGAGAGAGAGAUGAGAGUGAAAUGAAGCUCUGAGCUAAGGCUGUAUAUUCUUGAAGGCGAACAGGCGAUUUAUGAACUCGAGAAAUAGCAUUAUUAUUAACUAUGAUAGUUAUUAUGUUUUUAUAAGAAAAUAACAAAAAAAAAAACUAAAACACAAAAAAGUGGCUGAGAGAGAAGAAGAACAGAAGGAAAGAUCAAAAGUUUGACCUAGACUAAUGUUAGUUACUGUAAGUUAGCUAAUAACUGAAACGAAAGUGGUAAAGUGAUCGAAAUAAUAGCUAUUUAUUAUUAACCGGAAGGGCAACUGUGAGGAUGGCAAGCCGAAGGAUAGCGAUUCCAUUUUAAAACCAAUUUCUUACAAUGAAUUACAUUCGCCGACAGAAAUUUUAGUUCGGAUUGUUAAUCUACUAAUUAGCUUUGUUUUUUUUUUCGUCCCGCACUAGUUGACGACAAUCAGCCUAAAACCUUCAUUGAAUUAUUGCCUCACUUUGCCGGUUGACCGCCGUCGUCGUCCCUCCCUCAGUGGCAACAACUUUUCCUACUAGGAAGCAGAUAAUAACACGAAAAAUGGUUUCUUUCUGUUGAAAAACAAAGCCUAAAAUUAAUUAAGAAAAAGAUUCACUUUGAAUCACCCCGAAUUAAAAACUGGCCCAGCCACCACCAGGACCACCGCCACACAGCUCCGAUAUUGCGGCAGUGCAUUACCAUGUUAGAUUGCUGUAAAAGUACCGCACGGACCGCUGCUGCUGCUGCUGCCACUGUGGUGGCUGCUCAAUUUCUGGAAACUUUUCCAUUGUCUGCUCGGUAGGCGUGAUGGCGUGAAAUCUUUUCCAUUCCUUUCCCCCUCCACAUCAAAGAACCAUCGCCACUCGGAGAGGGGGGGGGCUGAACUGUCAUCCAAUUCCGGCUAAGAGUGUUUCACCGUCAUCCCUUUCCAGCCCCAGAGAACCGGUGCUAUAGUUUUCCAUUAGCAGCUUUGUUUGGGCUGACAUUUUUUUUUCUUCUCCUUUCGCCCGGUUCUUUUCCUCCUGCAUGUCGUGUCGUGCCGGAUAGAACUUUUUGGCUAAUUAUGCCGUUUUUCUAUGCAGAUCAACAUUUUCAUCUGCGAUCAUUAAUAUUCUUGUUCAAUGUUGACGGCGGGCGUUUAAAAUAAAUUGCUUCGCACGAAGUUUGGAUGGUGGCCAACGCUCGGCGGGACCAUCGACCGUCGCCAUCCUUUGUUCGGUUUCUGACAUUCAGAGUUUGGUAGACAAAUUUCAAUUUGAAUUAUGCAUCACAACAAAAACGAACUUAAUAUAGUCCUACCGUGGAGAUAACAGCGAGUUUUGAGGGUUAGAUUCCGUAAUCAAAAUUUCCAUUUUUAACAAAAAAAAUCUAAAUUGGCCCUUCCCGCAAGUGUUCGUUUUAGUGCUGUGAGAACCCGCACUUCGCGAGAAAAAACGAAUUUUCAUUAAAAAAAAAAACGAUCGCAGUAGGCGUGCUGCCGUCAAAAUUGGUCGAAAAUUUACUUUUGCUUAUUUUGUACGAAAAUGUAAUUCUUUCUAAUUGUGGUAAUUCUAUGCUAAGUAGAAGUGAAUUUUUGUUUCCUGUAUAAAGAAACGUGAUUCGACGGAAACAUUAUCGACAUCCCGAUUCUGUAUUUUGUUCGAAUCGGAAAAUUUAGAUCGAAUGGGUCAUUUUGCAUUCUGUAUCUCGAUCGAGUUCGAAGUUUCCAUACGAAAGUAUAUUUUUUACAUUCGAUCCUAAGCUGAGAUGCCAUUUAUACAGAUUUUUACAUGCGCAUACAGAUUUAAUUUAGAGCACAGAUUUUAUACAGAUUUACUCAAUUUAAUACAGAUUUAUACAGAUCUCACAAAAAGUAAGAAAGAAAAAUUUUUACUUUUCUGUCUGAGCUAUCUUUUAAUUUUUGAUUCCAGUGACGAUAUAAAAGUCUAUCAAUCAACGGACAAAUCACAAAUUAAUAUGAAAAUCUGUGAAAUCCAAUGACUGAGUGGAAACAUAUAUUGGAGAAGCCAAAUGAAUGAAAAACUAACAGAAAAGAUGAUUUUUUGGAAAAAGAUACGCUCAGAGACAGUACUUUAUUCAAGGAAGUAAUGGCAUCAUGAAACUUUGCUGUAAAACUGAGAGUUGUAUGAACCGACUUGACGUUGGCGUUGAAAUUCAAUGUCAAAUUAUAAAGUCACCAAUUUCAAACUAGAUAAAUAUAUGGAAUUACAAUUCAAUUGUGGAUAAAAAAAACUAUGAAACUUCGCCGUUGAAUAUUCUUGUGAGCCCGGCAAUGACUGAUUGAAUCUACCAUCCUACAACCACAAUCUAUUGGAAUAACAUCUUUUAGCAUCAUUUUGUUGUUGUGUUGAAUUUCAUUUUAUUAGUGAAUACAGAUUAAUACAGAUUUUUUUUACAAAGAAUACAGAUUUUCUAUGAAAAUAUCUGGCAUCUCUGAUCCUAAGCCAAAACCUGACAACUGGCUUCUUAUGUACGAUUCAGACGAUCCGGCUUCUUCCGUCACCGUCACCGGAACGUCAGCCUCCGUCAAAAUUAGUCAAAUGAGUUUUCCCUUUGCGCAUUCACACGAUCCAGCAGAGAUCCGGAACGUCAACGUCCGUCAACGGCAAGCUCCGUCAACAUUUCUCCGAAAGAAUAUUUGACGGACUGUGAUUAUCGCACACAUGCACGAUUCAUAUGAUUACGGUAUUGAGCUGACGUUUGUUAUGUAUGUAUUCGGUGUCAAGAUCCCACUCUUAAACGAAAUAUACCACAUAUAAGUAAUUAAACUUAUCAGUAGAUUUGCAAAGUACGUUACGUAGUUGAGUGGAACUGAUUGUAUGGUUUUUUCCUCUUUCUAGUUAAUUUUGAAAGUUAUUUAUUCGAUUAAAAGGUAGGAAAACAACAGAUCGAUUGGGUUCAAAAGCUCUCAGAUUUUGUAUUAGUGGAAUAAAAUUGUGCGAAACUAAGUUCUUCAAAUUCAACGUGUUAGAAAAUGACAUGACGGACACGGAUAGGAAACCGGAUCGUGUGAAUCAGAAUGACGGUGACGGACGUUGACGUUCCGGUGACGGUGACGGAAGAAGCCGGACCGUCUGAAUCGUACUUUAUUCUUCCUUUCGAAUCAUCCUUCUCGUCAUUUUCGCCCUGGGGAAUAAAUACCAACGUAUCGGCUACAGUGUAGCCAUAUUUACAGAUUUUUUAAUAAUUUUAUGCUAAAAAAAAAUUAUUUAAUUUUUAUACUCGGUUUUUGAUUUGCAAUAAACAUGAAAAACUCAAAAUCGAUUCCAUUGUUGACGUAUUACCGGAUCUUUUGGAAACCGGAAAAAGUCAAGUUUGGAUAGAAAUGCUUAGUGCGACCACAGUGUGAAACACAACAGUUCAUUUUUCUCGUAAAACUAAAAACACUUUCGAGUUUACACUAAUUUAACAAUUUUUUUUGCUUACAGUUUAAUUCACUAGAAAGAGAAACGGCUGCUGAUUUUAAUUACACAGUGAUGCCACUAUAAACAUUUAUUACUCGAUCAUCUGCUUUAUUCGAUCGAUAUUACGACAUCCCUAUCUGUAUGUUUGUUUGUUUGUGGUGGAACAUCGCAGUUCACGAAAAUUUACAUUCGUGAACUGUGUGCGAAUUAGAAACUACAUGGUUUGAAGUUAAUGAAAUAAAAAAAAAUCAAACAAAAAUCGGCAGUGACUGCGACUUGAACCGAAAAUCACUAGAACAAAAAGUACGUUCGUUAAUCGACUGAGCUGCAGAAGCACAUAUUUGCUGGGCAGGAAAACGGUGCCAAUUACAGCCGGAACCAGUAAAUCCAUUCAAAUGCGACAUAAAAUUCGUCAAUUGCUUCUGAUUGAAAAACAUUGACUAGUUGACUCCGUAGUUUAUGCAUUUUUUUCCCAAAGCACAUAAAUGAUUUCUCUAAUGAAUGGAACGUCUAUCGGUAAAAACAGCCAACAUCCGGAGAAAAAAGUUCCACAAUAGGCAACGAAAAAUUAGCGUACCACUCUCAGCUUUUCCCAGAUGACUACGGUCAAUCAAACCGAAAGGACGGUCGGCUUCGCUAUCCUUCCGCUUGCCGUUCAGCUUGCCAGUUAAGCAUUUUCCGCCGUUGGCUCCGAACCGUUGGUGUUGUUGUUGGAGGCAGGCAGGCGUGUACAGACAGCAGGAGAUAUAAUUAGAUCACCAGUAAUCAAAACGAAGAAAGUAAGAACAGUAAAACAAACAAGAGUGCCAAUCGACUGAGUGAAACAAGUUUAAAGUUGCAAAACUUGUGUAGGUGUGUGUACAAUUUGAAACAGCAAAACACGAACAAAUUGUAAGAAGAGAACGGGGCUACACUCAGGCAAAAAAUAUAUGGAAUUUCAUAGUGAUUUCGUAUGAUUUUUAGCCACAAGAAUAUCGUAAGCGAAUCAUAAGACCGCCUUAUGAAAUCCCAAAAAUAGGAAUUCCAAUAAAACGCCUUAUGAAAUUCAUACGAAAUUUUUAGGAACAUUGUGCGAAAUUUCUAUGACAAACAUAACUUCUCUCAUAUAUUGUGAAGUUCAUAAGUUGUUCGUAUGAAAACUAUAAUAGUGAUAGAUGAGAUGUUUAUUGCAGAGGUAUAUUUUUCAUAUUUAUCUUAUGAAAUUAUGAUUUUGGUGAUUUUUGAUGCAUCAUAAGAUUUGCCUUAUGACUUUCACUACUCAAUUUGCUUGAGUGUAGGAUUGAACUAGUGUAAAUAGUAUUCAACAAAAAAAAAAUAGUAAUAAUUAUAAUAAUAACGAUAGUACGGAUAAAAUGAAAAUUUAAGAACAAGUUGGUUAGGUAAAUUUUUUUAUAUACAACUUGAGAAAUAGAAGAAAAAAGUAAACAACGGCAAACGGAUUAUAAAAAUCGCAAACACGUACUACAGUUUUUGUUUGGCUCAGACCAAAAAGAAACGGAAAGCAAAAGCUAAGGGUCGAAAUUCUCAUUAGUAUUCAGGGUACACAUACAGAAACACACAGACACACAUCCUCAAAUGUGUUUUGUCCGGACCACAUCCAGCCACACCCACAAACCGGGUGCGAGUUUUUUCUGCGUAAAAUUUUUUUUCCCAUGUUUAUUUUUUUCCGUCAUCAACUUUGCUAAUGAAAACCUUGGCUGUCAACAUUUACAUACACACUCACACGAACACAAAUAAACAGAACAAUAAAAGUUGGUUUCGAAUGUAAUACAAAAUGUAAACUACCAACCCGAUAGUAGUUUCCGCGGUUCUGAAUAUUUACUGCUCCACUCGGGAUCUCGCUCGCAACGUGGUUUCGCAAUGUGCGGGAUUCGGGAUCAAAGAGGAAAUCUUCGGGGAAAAAAGCUGGUGGCGCGCUGGUUGUCGUCGUUCGGGCGUCUGUGUGUGUGUGUGUUUAUGUAUGUAUGUGCUCUGGUGGAUUAACCAACGGGGGGUGCUACAUAUUUAAUUUUCUGUCUCUCUCUCUCGCUCGCUUGCUGAACUGAGUGAUACCCACACAAAGUAAAGCACAGAACCAAUCCGGGGCAGAAAUAUACAAAAUCAAAAGCAUACUACAAACAAAACCGAGAGCAAGGAUUAGUGAGUUAUUUCAUUCAACAUUCAGUUUCCCUAUGUAUGCCUUACUUAGUUUAAGCGUUUUAUUUUUCUACAGGAAAACAAAAAUGUAUAUUGAAUCCGUAAGUUAAAUUCUAAGAAGAAGGGAAAACAUCGCCGGACCUGUUCCGUUGUUUGCUUUCAUACAUCAUAAAAUCACACACAAAUAUAAAUAUUAAACCAUAGUCGCAGAAAUCGAUUGUAGUAAGAACCGAAAUGCUAGCUAUAUGGAAGAGAAGUGGACCGACUGGGAGGUCCAGCAGCACGGACCGCCACGAUUAAGAUCAAGUGUACUUGUAGUCUCAUAAGCCGGAUGAUCAGCGAUUUAUAAAAUCGAUGAAAACUCGUUCGUUUAGUUUUUUCUGUGCUUCUUUUCCGGUUAAUUUUUAAGUUUACUCUUCUCUCCAUUCAAACGACAAAACCUAACACGUAAAAUAUGUAUCGAAAAGAAUUAUACAGACAGACGUGACAGAGGCAAGCGUAAAUCUGUAACACGGAAGUUCGGUGAAUAAAGUAAUAAAAAUCAAACGAAAACUGAGAAAAAAA
This is a messenger RNA of Malaya genurostris, 11332 nucleotides long. It is a transcript of the gene kek5, whose product is annotated as leucine-rich repeat-containing protein 24. The record is from RefSeq and is a predicted model, not a curated record. Lineage: Eukaryota; Metazoa; Arthropoda; Insecta; Diptera; Culicidae. Gene Ontology annotation, molecular function: protein binding. The coding region runs from base 2373 to 4982 and encodes 869 amino acids. The transcript is spliced from 6 exons.